AUGUUUUUGCCUGUCGCCUCCGCUGGCCUGCCUCCGCGGCCGCGCUACGGCGACGCGCCUCCCUCAGGGGCCGCGGGGCGCGGCAAGGCCUUCGACAUCUUCGUGGGUUCCAAAAGCGCAGACACUUUUGGAGCCCAAGAGGCCGGUGCCUGGACGGAACCUUUGGCUCCAGGCCGUGGUGCCGCGUCGUUUCGCGUCGCCUCCGACGCCGCGGCAGUCACCGGAGUCCGGGAGGAGACAGACAGACUCUUUGAGCUUGUUCGGACCGUUGAGACUGGAAGGCCCUCGGCAUGUCGGCGGGCAGUGUGCGGACUCGCGGCGAAGUUUCGGCUGUACGAGGCGACAGGUCGUUCGUGUCGCUGCUCGACGCUCCCCGUUGGUGUCGGUCUUCGAGAACCAUUUCCUCCUCUUUCUGCGGUCUCUUUCCCUUUUUCGGAGAGCAGACGCAACCACGCAGGCACAGGAGAGAGGGAGACGGCGUGGGGCGACGCGUCCUUUUCUUCGUGUGAAGAAAACGACGGGGCUCUGGCGAACCGCCUUUUGCCCGUUCUGCGAGAGAGUGACGCGGAGCAAGCACGGGAAGGCGGCGACUUCUCAGAGGGGACGGGGAAGGAACAAACACACGGUGCGUCCAUCUGCAACUCCCCCGUCUGCUCCGCUUGGAGGCAGCUCCACGCGGCCUUGGCCGCGGCCCUCGUUCACCUCGUGCGGCGAAUUGCAACGAGAGUCGAAGAGGACGGAGCGAGACAAGCCGCCGAGGAACAAGACGACCGAGAGGCUCUGUGGCAAGGCCUGCAACUUGUCAAGUCUCUGUGCGAGACUGACCACCAGUACAUUGCCGCCUUUCACGCUCUCGGCAUGGUCCCCCAUCUCAACUGUCUCUUGGCGAGUCUCUCGCGCCGGACGGGAAACGGAGACACUUCUCCGCCCCAACCCUUUGUCUCCGGGCCCAGACUGCUCGGCCUCGCCCAGCCUUCUCUGGUCUCUGCGAUCAAUGAUGCGCUGCAAACUCUGCUGACUCUGUCUCCCGCUCCGUCCCCUCGGAGAGAGGACUUCUCCCACAACCUGCAAAUACACCUGUCUCCGUCUCAGCCCGGUGUCUCCUUGAACUCCGCAUCGGCUCCACCCGACAGACCAACUGUCUCCUCAUCUUCUCCCCCCUUCGCAUCCACUGCUUCCUUUUCACCGGCCCUCUCCGCUCGGCCGGAGAAAGACGCGUCGCCGUCUGCGCGGGUGUCUCGGCUUUCCGAGCAAUCCUCCAUGCAUUCCGGAGAGCCUCCGCGCGAUGCCUGCGCCUCCUCGCCUCUCUCGCUGUCUCCUUCGUUUCCUCGGCCUCCUGCGGCUGCGGUCGCGCUCGGCGCUUCUCGCGGUUUCGGCUCGCUGCCGACUGGAGACCCUCGCGAGGCGCGACGGCCGAGACGCCGUCUGUCUCCGGACAUCGCGGGUGGGGAGGCGGAAGCGAGCAGACAGGAAGAAAGGGGAGAGACACGCCAAACAGGAGAUCGGUAUCUUCUGUCUCCGGCCGCGUUGGACGCUCGGAACGUUGUCCCGGCCAUCGUCCACGACCCGCGAAUUCUGGCUUCGCCCCUCUUGCUUUCUCCGCAUGCUUCGCGCCCCGCGACUCCUCGAGAGAAGGCUCCAGAUCCACACAUCCCGGCCGCUCCUGCGGUGCCGCCUUCUCCGGCGUCCUCAUCGGCUUCCAACUCCUCCUCUUGGCUUACCACGCCCAUCGUUCUGAGCGCCGGAAAAUCGUCUGCCUUGUUGACGCCUCCGGCCUCGGGUUCCGCAGCCUCUGGCCACGACAACGAGAGAGGCGGCGCAGCACCGGCAGGAAGGCACGAGGCAAAAACACGCACCUCCGCCGCCCCACAGACGGCGCCGCUCUGGUGUACAGACACCCGAGAGGGCGCAGCCAGCCAGGAAGAUCGCGCGCCCCUCGGCGAUGGUCCACUGCCCACUUUUAUUCCUUCCGCUUCGCAACGUCUCGAGCGAAGAAGAGAUGAGCCGUUCCACACGUCUCCUCUGCGUCGGCCUCGCGGUUUGCCUGCAGCUUCUUGCACUGCGCCGUCUUCGGCUGAUGCUUCCAAAGAGCGGAGCUCGGAGACGACCGUCGCGGAAGGAGACAGGACGCGCGGGAGACAGGGACAGUCGGAGAUCACGAGCCGAGGGGGACUGCCGUCCUGGGAAGGGAGAGAAACGGAGACAGGAGGACAAGGAUCAGGGAAUGCGCGAGAUUGGGGGGGUGGGACGGCCGGUGUCUCUCCGGCUCCCUCUGAGGAAGAAUUUGCAUUGGCGCGGAUCAACCUUUCCGAUGUUCGUCUGCUUCGAAGUCUCUGCGACGCCUUCGUCGAUCGGACACUCCCCCCAGAAGACGCCAUCCGACUCGCCUCUUGCCUGCCUGUCGAUGUUCUCCCUGACCUCCACCCUGUCGCGCGUCUCUUCAUUUUUGAGUCGUUUUGUCUCCAGCACUCUCGCCCUUUCUCUUCCUCUUCUUCCGCUUCCUUCUCUCCUUUCUCUCCUUCACCUUCAGGUGCCGAGAGUCUGAGGGGGGUGGGCGAGGAGGGAAAGAUCGCCUCCUUCUGUCUCACGGAGGCCCUCUGCGUCGCCAUGAAGCAUGCACACGAGAGGCGCGCAGGGACCGGGGGCGGGCGGCCUCCGGUGUCUCCUUUCGGGGACUCGAUGGAGAGACACGCUGUGGGGUGGCCCCACGGAAGCCGCCGCAGGAGAGAACAAGACACCGAACUCAUCCUCGCUCUCGUUCGAGCGGCGAAUGCAACGCUAGAGAGUCUUAGAGAGGCCCUCAAUGUCUCUGUUUCCUCCCCCUCCUUCCCCUGCCGCUCGUAUGCUUCGCACUGUCUCUGUCGAUUCAACUUUCGCUUGCGAGAGCAGCUUCUCUCGCUUCUCUCCAGCACUUUCCAGCAUGCCUUGUGGGAGCCUUCGGCACUGACCGAGAUCCGCAGGCUCCUCGCGCUGUGUCUUCAAAUUUUUUCUCUCCGAACACAAGCUGGCCCCGCUAAGGAGGCGCAAGAAGACCCAGAUCUCUGCUCGUCUCCCUGCUCGCCCCCUUCGUCUGCAUGCAGUUUAUUUUUCUCCCUCGACGAGGCCGUGCUUCUCGGCAAGUACCUGUGUGCCGGCGCAGAGUUGUAUUUCCCUCGCGCGUCGCUCGCGUUCUCGUCUCCAGAGCGACGUGGAGACGACGCGAAACAGGAAGCCGGAAAGCGGCUGGAAGCUUCCGCCGAGACGGAAACCGCCACGACAGCCCCUCGGGUCGACACGCCUGGUGAAAAGCUGAGAAACGAGACAAAACGACUUCUUCAGUUCGCACCUCGUGUGCGAGAUCGAGGCGAGACAGAGGCGCACUUGGGGCGGGAGGCCCUAGAUCCCGACGACGCUUUCUUCGAAACAGUCACAGCCAGUCCCUUGACACCUGAGCAGGACGCUUUUCUGGAUCUCUUUGUCUUAACGCUUGGAUGCGUGCCGCCGCCGCUUCGCCGAGUCUGGCUGCAGACGACGCGCCUUCUGCCACUGCUCCUCUUCUUCCUCUUCAAGUCGAAUGUGCUCUUUUGUCGCCCCCUUCUCCUGCCUUGGCUUCUCGAGCCUCUCGUCUCGCUCGCUCCCGAGAGCGAAGAGAGAAAGAACGAAACGCACACGCAGCCCUGCGCGCACAAUCCCGCCUCCCGCCCUGCGGGCGCCGCUGGGGAGCUCCUGUCUCCUGUCUCCUCUGGCCGCCUCGGCGCGACCGUCUUCGCUGGGGCGCCGCGGGGCCCGAUGCCGUUUGACGACCUCUGUGUCGCACUGCCUGCCUCGCCUCCAGCGUCGGACGGCGCGGGGGGCUCUGCCUCAGCUCUCGCCUCGCUGCUGCUCUCACCAGAUUUCGUCUACGAGCUGUGUCUCUCGGGCCACGAGGAGGCUCGCCGCUUCCUCACCCUGCGUCUCCUCCCCUUUCUCCUUCACGCUGCGGCUCUUCCGGGACACGGCGAGACCGAGUCAGGCAACCUGUUUUCUCGCGAAGCCCGUUGCGCCCUCGACUUCAUCGACGUCUGGGAUCCGUCUCUCCUUCCUCCGCUCCUCGCUCGCAACGCCUCUUCCUCUGCCUCCUCCGGCGCUGCGUCGAGACUCGGAUCGCGCUCGGUUGUCCUGGCGUCGUGCUCGGUCUCGCAACUGCUUCGACGGCUGUUCUCGGUGGACCCGUCGGUCCGCACAGACGCUGCCCAGGCACUCCUCUUCACCACUCGCCGCCUGACGGAGUCGCCUUCUUCCACCUUCCUGUCGUCCUGCGCCUCCGCGGCUGUCUCCUCGUGGUGGGCGGCUGUCCACCUGGCUUGGGCGGCCUCGCGAACCGGCGAAGCAGCUCGUGGAGACCGUCGCGGAGGCGAGGUGGCCUCUGCGGAUGAGGGCGGCCGGCGAGGCUCUCGAGACGCAGCUGCGCGCCUUGACCCGCUAGGGAUUGCUGCGGCCGUGUGGCAUUCGCGAGGCCGGGAAGAAACGCAGAGUCUGCGUGUCAGAGACCUCGAGUGGCGACAAGACGAAGUCGACAUUUUGCGAGUCGCGCUCCUCAACCCCAAGCUCGACUGGAAGACAAAGGCCCAGUCUCUGCGAGCGCUGAGUGUGUACCUCGUCUCAUGUCCUGGAGACGCUGUCGGGUUCUUCUCCUCUGACUGCUUCGGCGGCGCGCCGAGUCGAGGAACCCCCGCGGAACGUGCCUCCCCUCCAGGCAGUGUCGGCGUCUCUGCAUGCACGGCGGGAACUCGGGAGACGCUACGGUACUUUUACUGCGGAAACGAGGAGCGGGAAUCCACCUGCGCACGCGCCGCGCCUUCGCUCCACCUUUUGCCGUCCCUUCUUUCGCUCCUCUUUUCCGUCUGCGUGGACGCGUUUCCGGCCGCCGAGGCCUCCGUGGAACCCGCCGCACCGGACCCCGUUGCCGUCGCCCUUUUGUCGGAGUUGCUGCGUUUCCUCGCGCUUCCUCUCCACCUGCUGCCGCUGACGGAGGGCGUUGCUGCGUCGGUGCAUGCGCUCUUGGAGCGCGAACUCGUCGCCUCCGGGAUCCUCGCCUACCUCGCGUUGCUGCCGCACUCCCCGGCUCUCUGCUGCCACGCGAUGCAGCUGACUGCGCUCCUUCUCUUCUCGCCAUUCCACACGUUCCUCGUCGCCUCGCGGCUCUGUCCGCUCGAGCCCGGACUGGCCAACUUGCUCCAGAAGAAGUCGCCGACCGUCUCCCCAGGCAUCUCCCCAGCCGGGGCGUCUGGAGAAGACAACUGCAUGCGGCUCCUGGUCCCGUGCUGGGCGACUGCCACGUACCUUUUCCCGUUGCCUCUCCAGCAGAUGCAAUUGCGGUCGGCGAGUCUCUGCUUCUGGGAGUCGCGACCUCGCGACCUCGCCUUCGCCCUUCUCGCGGACGUGUGGACGCACCUCGCCCCGUUCUGCUCUCUCGCGCCCUCUCCGCUGAAGCGCCAAAGGCGACAAAGCGGCGCAGGGGCCGCGGGCGCAGAUCGCGUGCGCGAGGAAAGCGGAGACGGCGAGAGCGAGGGGACCUGCGACGGGCUCUUUUUCACGGAGAUCUUGGCGUCGACGGCUUCCUUUCCCGCCGACCAAAGCGGAGACGAUCCGUUCCUUCCGGCGGUUAGAACCGAAGCGUGCCCGAGCCAUCUGCAGGCGCCUCCGUGGGCCUCCUGCGCCCUUCUCAAGUACCUGUGGAGGCUUCAGAACGUCGACUUAGCAGGUCCGGAGACGCUUGUCCUGUCUCGGCAGCCGCCCUUUCAGAGUCUCCGCCUGCCAGAGAUUGCCUCUUCGCUGGCGUCGCCUCCGCCCUCGGAGACGCCGAACCCGGAACUACGCGAGGCCGUGAUCGCCCGCUUUCCCUUCACUUCAAACUUCCCCUCCCUCGCUGCCGUCGCCUCGUCCGCCUCUUUCCCAGUCGUUGGCCUCGCGCGCUCGAACCUCCUCCUCACCCCGCGCGUGACACAACUCCUCCUCAACCCCCACACGCACUACUUUUCCCUUCUGCUGCUCCUCCUGCGCCGACCGCCGCCUCUACGAGCGGCGCUGGCUUCUUCGGGGCUUCGGGCCCCGACCCGCGAGCCCAACGAGCCGGUGCGGGCGACGGAAGGCCCAGACGAGGCCUGCAGCUCCGCGGGAGACACCGUCGCGUGCUUCGCGUUCUCCCACCCCUCAGACUUACCGUUCCUGGAAGCCGUGAAAGCCGCGGAGAUGCUUCUGCGCGCGAUCUCGGGAGGCGAGGCGUUCCGGGGAGACUGCGUGGAAGGCCCAGGAGACCUCGGAGACGCGAGGAAGGGGCGAGAAGAAGCGCAAGAUGGCGAGGACGUGUGGAGACUGCGAGAGGUCGCCUGGCAACGGUGCGGCCGGCUGAAUGUCGCCUUGGAGGAAUUGGAGACGCCGCAGUCGCUGCAAGCGGCCUUGUCGCAACUGGGCAAGGUGGCAACGCAGCACCUUCUGCCUUUCGUCGCGAAACUGGCUGCGCAGCUCGCCAGUGUCUUGGAAGACAGCGGCUGUGUCUCGCGUGACGCGUCCGAUCCGGAAAGGGUUUAUUCUGACUCUGAGAGCCGCGAGGAAGAGCCUGAGUCGAGUCGCGCUUCGUCGCCUUUCUCGCGAAACGGCAACGACGAACGGGAGGGCGGAGACAGGGGCCGUUUUUCUGGGGCUUCGUCUCGGGUGUCUCGGGAGCCGACGGCGACUGUGGGGAUGUUCGUGCGGGAACUCGACCUUCUCCUCGCGUGUCUCGAACUUCUUCUCCGCCUUCUUCCGUUUCUCACGCGCCGAAGGGCCGGGCGCCAGCCGGCGGCGCGCGCAUGCAGUUGCUGUCUCUGCUGCUGCUUCCACGCAGUCGACAUCCCCCGGCUCGUUGCCCACCUGCUGCGGAUCUCUGGCGACCUCUCGACGCUUCGCCGGCGCGCCCUGGACCUAGCUGAAGGCCUCUUCGCGCCUUUCGCCUCUCCAUUUCGAGGCGGGAGGAAGUCGAUGCAAGGAAUGCAUGCGGCGUGGAGCCCUCUCGGGUCAAGUUGGAGACAAGCCGCCACGGGCUGCGGGGGCCGUGGGCGUCGGUCGUCUCGCCUCGGGGGUGCAAAAAAUCCUUCCGGCCGAACAGCGGAAAGCGGAGACGCCGCCUGGUCGCCUGCCCACCUGUGGGUUCCCGCAUCCCAGCGGCUGCUCGAGAAGGAACUUCUUCUGUUCUUGGAGACCGCCCAGACCGCAGACUGCAUGCAGAGCCACGCCGAGGCGCCGCGCGCGCAUCCGGUGUCCCCGCCCGCUCUCGGCGGCGAUCCGGCUUUCCCCCGUGUCCCGCCACUUCAAGGGAAGAAGCCGGUCGCCCAAGCGCUGGGUCUCGCUGCGGCUCUGGUUCGCCCGUUGGCUCCAGCUGCAUGCAGCGGGGGCCCUGCCGCGACCACGCUAGCUGCGCGACGAAGCACACUUUCCGCCUGGCUGCAUGCGACGAGCUACUGGGUAGCGGACAGCUCCCCAGACGUCCGCGAAGCCGCCUGGUGUCUUCUCCUCGCUCUCGGCCCGCGGCCACCGCUCGCUCUGGCGACAGGCUCCACGUGCAUCCCCUUGCGACUUUCCACCGGCCAGGCGAGGAUCCCCCCCUCUCCCGAGGCUUCUGAACUCCCUGCGCUCCUCUGCGCCGCGCUCCCGCCUCGGGCGUGGGCGGGGUUGCUCUGGCGAAGUGCCGAAGCGGUCGCGAGACUCGUCAGCCAGGAGACAGGAGACUCCCUCGACGCGGAGGGCGCGGCGACAGAGGAGAUCCGUUCGGUGGAGCCCAACGCGUCCGAAAAGGCGUCGUCCGGACCCUUGCAGACCCCACGUGGCCGAGGCCGACCGCUGCCCGCGGGAUUCUGUUCGCGGUGCCCGGAGAGUCUCUCCGAGUCAGUGGCAGCCGCCUUCUUCCUCUCGAGCACCCUUGAGACUUUCCAGUCGCUCGCGCCUCUCAACGGGGGGAGCGGGAGACAUAACGACAGUCGUCAGCUGGACGAGGCGGCGUGGGAGUCCGCGUACUGGACGGCGGGCUGCCGCACAGACUCGUGGGGAAUCCGCAGGUCGACGCCAGCUAGCGCAUGCGUGGGGAAGCAGGUGUCUCAAGGAAUGAACGGUGGGAGCGUCCUCGGAAAAAGGGAGGAAACGGGUUGUGGGCCAAGCGGCGCCGCGAGAUUCUCUCCCGUCAUUUCAACCUGCCAGGACUCUCGGUCAAGCCAAAAUUGCGAAGCGGCCGCAGGCCAUCCGAGCGCAAAUUCCGCGACACAUGACGGCGAACGGGCCGAAAAGGAAAAGGAUUGCCGCGUUCUUGAGGAGUGUCUCGGAACACUCUGCGCCUGGCUCUCUGGCGACGAGUUUCUCUGCGACGUCCUCCCCCUGCUGCUGCCUCUCUCCGUUCCCGCCUCUGUCCCCCGUCGCCUGCCGCUUUCGCGUCGGCCUCCGUUGGCGGCUCAGCUCGCAGGCGUCCGUCUGCUUCGUCUGGUCCUGUCUGGGGCGCCUGCCUCGGUUCUCGCGCACCUUCUGCCGGGAGCGCGCGUCUCCUCCCGCGGCGGGCCUCGCCCUCCAGAAGCCCCAGGCCACGCAGCUGGUGCAGGCGACCGCUAUGGCGCCGAGGGCCCGGGGAAGCGGCAGUCAGUGGCGAGUCUCUGGGGACUGUGGGGCGGCCUCGUUGAGGCAGUCAACCCGGAGAAGGAAGGAUUCCGGGACGCCUCUUUCCUCGUGAAUGGGUUCGCCUCCAGGCACUCGCCCUCCCACGGAGACGCGCAGGAAACUGAGCGUGUUCCUCCAAAGGCCCUCGAACCCCUGGCAGCCCCCCAUGCGGGGCGGGACAGCCGUGGGCGGGUCUCGAGUCUCCAGGCGUUGCAGCCGUCGCGAGAAGCCCAGAAAAAUGAAGCAGAAAAACGUGAAACGAGGCGACCCAGGACUUCAUCAGAGGGCCGAAAACGGCCAAGGCGAGAACGCGAUUUCCGAGGCGGCGACUCUUCCCUCGCUCUCGUGGUCGGUCUCGAAGCGCUCGGAGUGAUUGUGCAAGCAGCGGAUCGCGACCGCGAAACCUUUUCUUGCAUCUGCGCGAAUUCGCCCUUGCUGGGCCACGUUCGCAAACUGAUCGAAGCGAUCCUGAGACACGGUGUCCACAGUUCCCCGGUCGAAGUGGAGACGCGCGGCGGCGGCUCGGGCCCUAGGCGGGGCAUGUGCUGCUGCGAGGCGGCGAGGCGAGUUGAGAGCGAGCGCGCGGCGUCGGCGACUUCUCGCACGCGGGGCCGUGCCUUUUCCCCCCAGGCCGGGAUGAAACAGAUCUGGGACACGCCUGCUUCGCUGGGUCCCCGAACACAAGGUGGCGAGUCGGAUGCAGAAACGGGAAUGGGCGGCACGCAAGUCUCCUUCCGCUCCUUGUGUUUCUGCGCGGCGACUGCGCGUCACAUCGCCACGGCCACGCCGAGUUUCUCGUACGUGGCGGCGGCGCUUCUGCUCGAGCUCGUUCGCCUUCUUCAUCCCGAGACGCUGCGGCGUCUUCCCCAGGCUGCCGCGGGAGUCCUCGAAUCCCGGCCUCUCAGCCCUGCGCCGGCGGCUCUCCGUUCGGGCCUCGCGGAUCGGCUCGCCUUCGAGCGGCGUCCCGCGUCCUCGCCGGGAGACGCCCCUGCCGCCCGAGCCAGAGACGUGGCCCGAAGGCAACUCUGGGCCGCCGACGGCCUCUGGCUGUUUCUUCUCUUCUGUGUCCAGGAUGGAUCCUCAGUGGAGUUGCCCUCGACGCCUCCGGUGUCUCCGUCGGUCUCCGCCGCGCUUUCCGGCGCGUCGAGCGCCUCGCCGGGACUUGGCCGCGUGCUGUCUCCGGGGGCCUUGGCGUCUGUUGUCGCUUUGACCACUUCCCUUCUCUUUCUCUCUCGCGACUCGCCCAACUCGGCGGGACUUCUGGCCGACUCGGCCGCUGCGCAGCCCUCCUCGCGAACCUGCCAGGCUCUCUUCUAUCGCCUGUCUGUUCUGCUCGUUCGUCAUCUCUCGACGCAUUCGCUGGCGGAGCUCUGUGCACGCGCGCUUCUUCCUUCGUUUUCGUCUGGGACGUCUUCUAGGACAGCUGGACGUCCCGAGAGCUCAAACGAGUCAGGGACGUCGCCGAGUGCCGCGACCAAAGCGGCGACCGUGCUGCGCCGGAGCUCGUUUUCGGCGGCUGGGCGGCCUUCCGUGGUGCCAGGGAAAUCGGCCGGAGAGCCGAGAAAGCGUAGGGACAUGUCUCACUUCCAGAACUCGCGUGCGCGCCGAGCCCAUUCAAGCGUCGCCUUUGCCCAGCCUCCCCGCUCGCCCCUCCCUGCCUGCGCGUCGCCUGCACGGUCGGAGGCUCGCCAGGGCUCAGUCGGAAGGCCGACGGGGCGUGAGGGGACCAGGCUAGAGCUGCCUCAGUCGCCCACACGGCUCUGUGGGAGAGAGGCUAUCGAUGAGACGCACGCCGAUGGAGAGCGCGACAGGCGAACAGGCCUUUCCUUUGAAUGCGAAGACGAAACACAGAGACUGGAAGACCUCCUCUUUGAAGCGACUUCGCUCUUCUUCUUCUUCUCUCCCCCGAUCGCCUUUGCGGUCUCCUGGUUCCUCCCGCUCCCGACCUUCGACGUAGGUCCGGUGAGCAGAUCACGCGGCUCAGCGGCCUCUCUCUCGCGCUUCUUUGUGUCUGCCGCACCUGUGCGGAGCGCCGAGACCGCCGAGGCGAUUUAUCCUCGCGAGGAGAACAGACAACUCCUGCCGUUGCAGCUUCUGGCCGAGCUCGACGCUCUCUCGCACGGCUCGACGGCGCGGGCCGUCGUCAACUACGCAGCGUCGGAGCGUAUUCUCGCGCGACAGAGAACUGGGAAGGGCGUUUUUACGGAUCGCGGAGAUCCAUCCUCCCUUGUCUCUUCUCUCUCGGGUUUCUCGCCUUUCUCUUUUUUACCUGGGCGAACGGCACUCGGCGAUGCCCUGGCGGUCCCGGCUAGGGGCGGCUGCGACCCGGGGCGCGAGGAGACAGUCCCCUCGAAGACCCAGCGGAGACACCUGACGAGCACGGCGAGUUGUGGGGAGCUGGUGGAGCGCAGACUCACGAGUCUGCUUCGCCUGCUCGCCCUCAUGUGCACGACUGCGGGGCGGAAAAAGAAAGAAAACGGUCUGAGAGAGGCACUGCGCGAGCGCGACGGGGCGCCGUUCGGUGUCGCCGUUGCGGCCAUCAAAACCGUAUGGCGUCUCGCUGCCGCUCAAGACCAUCUCCGCCGUGUGCAGUGUCUCUCAGUCGGCCAGGCGCCGUCUCCGGCCGUCGCCUCGCCUCUCUUUCUCCCUCGGCUGCCGACCCUCGGCCUGUCGCUCGCCGGCGCUUCGUCGGGUGUCUCGCCUGCCUGCCUCCUCCGUUGGCGUGUCCAUGAGUCUGGGCUUCUCGACGCGUUGAUCGGCGCCUCCCUCGACGCACUGGAGAGGCGGGAAACGCUCUUUCUCCCGUGUCCCUCUUCCGCCCACGUCUCCGGAGACAAGGCCGGGGCGCGGUCGCCCCGCGCAGGCGCUCCGCUCGCCCCGCACACGCUCUCUGCGCUUCUCUUUGUUGUCGCGGAAUGUAUUCCUGCGAAGAGCGAGAAGCGCACAGAAGUUCUCAGCUUUGCUGCGCAGCUGGCGAGUCACGUGAAAGCGUUGCUUUCGGCUUUUGACCACCACCACCGCGAAGCCGUCGCCCCCCCAAAAUUUUCUUCGCCCUGUGCGUCAUCGUCUUGGACGCAUCCGGCUUCUUCCCCUUCUGCCGCCGCUUCAGAUGCUGCUAUGGGCGUGCGGACGAGAGCGCCCCGAAAGGCAGUCCCCUUCGCCUCUGCUGGCCCCGCCUCUGGCGGUGUCUCUUCGCCUCGGCCGCCGCCCCACACGCAGCCCAGCUCGGGCUUCGCGACCCGCCUUGUGGGGUGUCUCCGCUGUCUCCGCGCGAUCUGCGCGACGAGCGGCAUUGCGGACGAUCGGCGAAGUCUCGCGUGUCUCUUUGCAGUGUCUCCGCUUCUUGCCCCGUGCAGCGACCGCGCCGAGCUGUUCGCCGAGAGUCCGCGUGAGUCGCAAGCGCGCGGGGCGCCUCCCGGAGUUCCAGCUCGGGGCGUGCAGUCCCCGCGUCUGGAGUUUGUCACGAAGGGUCAGUACGCGAGGCAAGCGGAGAUUCGCGAAACCAUCGAUCUGUUUGCCAGCGCGCUCCUCGUCCCGAGUCUCCCCUUCCUUUCGCUGGCGGCGCUCCUCGCUUUCCUCGCCGCCUGCGUGGGCGGAGGCGCCUUUUCCGCUUCCUUCAAUUCGCCUCUCUGCAAAGCUGCGCGUCUCCUCCUGCUCUCCUCUGGCGCCUUCCUCUCCGUGCCCGCGUUUCUCCUCGCCCAUCGCUUUCCCCCCAAACUGUUGGAACAAGAAAGAGAGCGAGAACAAGAAGGCAAACAAGGAGAACAAGGAGGAGAACAGGGAGGCGAACAAGGGGGCGAACAAGGAGGAGCAGAGAAGGGGAGACACGAGGGGAAGGGCGCAUAUUGGCGUAACCCCCUGGAACAAGGUGUGAAGAACCGGAGAAGAGAAGCGAACGAGACUGACGAUUCGCAUACGUGGAGACUUGGUUUCCGCGCUCUCUUGGAACUGCUGCUGGCCACGUUCUGUUUCGACCGGCGGAUUGCUGGCGGCGCGCAGAAGAUUCAGAAGCCGUCGAUCUGCGCGAGUCUUCGCGUGUGGCACGCGCGGCUCUCCGACACAGUUUGCUCGCCGCCCGCUUCGCCUCCGAAAUCGAAAUCUUCCGCAUUUCACGCAGGGCGCGACGCUUCCCCCUGGGGAGGCGAAAACGCAGGGGAGUGCGCAGAAAACGUGAAAAGAGACAGGGAAGGCGAGGCCUCGGUCGACGGCAGAGCCCAGCCCUGCGACCGCGUCGCAGGCUCCGGCGAAGAUGUGUUGACCGACACGGCUCUCUUGGACCUCGUUUGGACUGUGCUGCAAAACAUCUGA
Neospora caninum is the source of this 12945-nucleotide messenger RNA. RefSeq lists its product as hypothetical. The record is from RefSeq and is a predicted model, not a curated record. The transcript has 9 exons. Bases 1 to 12945 code for a protein of 4314 amino acids. NCBI's taxonomy places the organism in Eukaryota, Apicomplexa, Conoidasida, Eucoccidiorida, Sarcocystidae.